CCCCAGGCUAUGAAUAUUACCAGGGAAACUGCUCGUCUCGUACCCAGUCCCCAAAAAACGCACCAGUUCAUCGUCACCAAACGGAUAAAAAACGUGCAUUAUCUCGGUAUCUAGUGAAAGGGUUUUUAUUUUGUACCGACACGAUGGUAUGUUCAAUUCCCGAUGAUCUUGCCGAUGAGCUGCCCCCAGAGCAAAUAGCCGUUCUGCGAAAAGCGUUCGACAGUUUCGACCGUGAAAAAAGUGGAAGUAUUCCCACCGAUAUGGUUGCUGAUAUUCUUCGGCUGAUGGGACAGCCCUUCAACAAGAAAAUCCUGGAUGAACUCAUCGAGGAAGUCGACGCAGACAAAUCCGGUCGAUUGGAGUUCGAUGAGUUCGUGACACUCGCUGCUAAAUUCAUCGUCGAGGAAGAUGCGGAGGCCCUCGAAAAAGAACUUCGUGAGGCAUUCAGACUGUACGAUAAAGAAGGCAACGGAUACAUCCCAACAACAUGUCUGAGAGAAAUCCUUCGAGAGCUUGAUGACCAACUCACUGAUGAGGAACUUGAUAUUAUGAUCGAGGAAAUUGAUUCUGAUGGAUCUGGAACUGUGGAUUUCGAUGAAUUCAUGGAGAUGAUGACCGGUGAAUAAUUAUCCUCAGUCAGCCUGGGGGGCGUUAAUUAAAUCAGUUUAUACUGCUGUCGUUGCAGGAUAUUGAUUUUUUUUUUUACAUCAUUUUUGUGUUAAGUCUCUGACAGAAAUCUUAUGUUCGCAUUUGUAAAUCAUUACAUUGUCAUUGGACUCUAAUGCAAUA
Fopius arisanus is the source of this 789-nucleotide messenger RNA. RefSeq names its product troponin C, isoform 3 (gene TpnCI). The transcript has 6 exons. The record is from RefSeq and is a predicted model, not a curated record. The coding region runs from base 144 to 626 and encodes 160 amino acids. Gene Ontology annotation, molecular function: calcium ion binding. Gene Ontology annotation, cellular component: myosin II complex. NCBI's taxonomy places the organism in Eukaryota, Metazoa, Arthropoda, Insecta, Hymenoptera, Braconidae.